Jaculus jaculus (lesser Egyptian jerboa) is the source of this 616-nucleotide messenger RNA. It is a transcript of the gene Ndufaf2, whose product is annotated as NADH:ubiquinone oxidoreductase complex assembly factor 2. Gene Ontology annotation, biological process: mitochondrial respiratory chain complex I assembly. NCBI's taxonomy places the organism in Eukaryota, Metazoa, Chordata, Mammalia, Rodentia, Dipodidae. Gene Ontology annotation, cellular component: membrane. The record is from RefSeq and is a predicted model, not a curated record. Bases 36 to 545 code for a protein of 169 amino acids. The transcript has 4 exons.
CGCACGCGUCCGCCGGAGGAAGUCUUCCGCGAGCCAUGGGCUCGUCGCCGGGGUGGUUCCGCGCGCUGUGGAGGGCGCUGCUGUCCAGGGAGGCGAGAGAGCUCGUGGGCAGCGACCACCUGGGCAACAAAUACUACUACGUCCCGUCGUACAAGAACUGGAGAGGACAAACUAUUCGAGAGAAAAGAAUUGUCGAAGCAGCAAAUAAAAAAGAAGUAGACUAUGAAGUGGGGUCUAUCCCAACAGAAUGGGAAGCGUGGAUUAGAAAAACAAGGAAGACCCCACCAACGAUGGAGGAAAUACUAAGGAAUGAAAAUUACAGAGAAGAAAUGAAAGUAAAAAGCAAAGACUUUUAUGAAAAAGGUAAACUCAGUCAAGAGAUGGGUGAAGAACUCUUGCCCCCGCCGGCCGCAGCGCGGGUUACAGGGCACGCCUCUGCCCCGUCCUUUGGAAAGAAAGAGCCUGCCGUGGCCCCCACCAGCACUGGUAAAAUGUUUCAGCCAGGAUCCUGGAUGCCACAAGAUGGCAAAACACAAAAUAAAUGAUCACACCAUGAUAAAGUUACUUCAUCUGUAUGGGUAUGACUAUUUCAACAAAUAAAAGAGGGAAAAAUUAA